GCUGCCUCCCAUCGUCUCCUCGUACAUCCGUACAGUCGUCCGUCGAGUUUAAUCAUCGGCAGCGAUGCGAUCGUCGUCCAACACCCGACACGCCACCGCGCCUUUUUCUUUUCUCCAACUUCGAUCCGUUCAAUCUGCCGCGGCGCGCAUAAAUAUUUCCUUCCGCUUCCGAUGUUUGAGUAGCAGAGUUGAGAAGUAGAGGUGUGUGUGCCGGUUCCAGCCGCGUUUUCCACAUUUCUGCCUUCAACGUCAUCGUCAACGUCGAAUUUCGAAUAUCGAUCGAUUUCGUUUCCCGUCGAAUCGACCGAAUCCUUUUGCUCACUGGGAACAAGGUAUCGCGUUUAACAAUACGCCGAGGAAAUAUCUUACGAUAUUAUAAUAAUAAUAAAAAGAAACAUACACGAGAACGAAAUAAAAAUAUACAUUGCUAUUUGUUUAUAGAAAUAGAACGUAUAUACGUGAUGCCACGAAUUAUCUUAAUUUGCAACUUUGCCUUAUAUUCGCUCGCUUAUAUUUUUUGAAAAUACGACUAAACUUUACGUACGUAUCGAAUAGAAGUAAUUUAUCAAGAUUAGUGUACUUUGUAUUUUUACGUUAAAAAGCAUAGAUAUUUACAUAUAUUUACGCGACAAGCUACGAAAAUUAUUAGUGUAAUUGUAAUUGAUAAUGUUAUUGAUCGCUCGACCACGAUACAUGUGCACUGCCCGAGCGAGUGGACGUAAUAAUUAAAAACGAAUCGAUCCCUUUUACAAAACGACAGUAUUUAUAAAAAAGAUUUAAAAAAAAAAAAAAAAAAGAAAAAAAAAGAAAGAAAGAAAUAUCGUUUUAUAUAAAUUUUUUUUACCAAAGUUUCGCGAUUGGGACCAAUGUUCGCCUUGAGUGAUAUCCGUCUACCACGAAAAGAUAAAUAUAAAGUAUAAACGUAACGAAGAAUGUGGAACAUCGAAUGUAGAUAUAGGAGCGAAAGGUUGGUGAAAAGUGAGGAAGUGAGUUGCGUUCGAACGAAUGAAAGUUGGCCGUAGUCGGAUGAAAAUCUCUCGAUCCGUUGACACGAAUGAAAGGGAAGAAGAGGACAAAAGUGGAUCGUUGUUGAAAAGCGUCGAAAUCAAGGUGGAAGAAUGUGAUUCGCGUGGAGCGAAGGAGGAAGGGUGUACGUUCCGCUCGAAAGUGGACGCGGUGCGAGGUUACCGGAUAAAAAGGGAGGCGGAGGGGGAAGAGGAGGAAGGAAAAUGCCAGGGGGAACUUCGACGCGAGAAAGCAGCGAGGCGAUCCGGAUGGAGCCUUUGGGUAGAACCUCGAGUUCGCGAAGUCCCGGCCAAAACGGGACUGCCAACACCACCACCGAGGUCCCGAUAAAUUCAGGAGACAGUAACACAGGAUUGCACAAACGUAGUAUUUACGAGCAUAAUGGAAUUGUGUGUUCUCAAAAAAGGGCUCUCUGCAUAGCUACCGUUGUUUUUGCGAUCCUUUUCGCCAUAUCACUCAUCAUUGCCUUCGCGGGACCACAAAACGACUGCCCUUGCGCUGGAGAGAAGCCAGCCAGCGUGGAUAUCGAGGACGAUAAAAAAAGCAGCGAGCCUCUUGCGACUAAUGGAGAGGUGUUCCCUUGGAAUAACGUGAGAUUACCUACGUUUGCGCAUCCUACCAGGUACAAUAUCACCAUCCAUCCAAAUCUUACAACGUUAGAGGUAAAAGGACAGGUCACGAUCGAAUUCUACGUCGAUAGAGAGACCAACUAUAUCGUCUUCCAUAGUAAAAAUUUGACAAUAAACGAGAAAAUGAUUCAAGACCGUAAAGGGCACAGAUUAAAAAUUUCGAGAUUGCUGGAAUAUCCGAAACACCAACAAUUAUAUUUAGAAUUGGAAGAGAGUAAAUUUCGAAAGAGAGGAAAUUACACGGUACAUUUGAGGUUCAUUUCGAAACUCAGCAGCGAACUGGAGGGAUUUUAUCUUAGCAGCUACGUUACCCCGGAAGGAGAAAAGAGGUACCUCGCGACAACCCAUUUCGAACCUACGUACGCACGCUCGGCAUUUCCAUGCUUCGACGAACCGCAAUUUAAAGCAAAGUUCAAGGUUUCGAUAUUCAGAGACAGAUUUCACAUCGCGUUGUGCAACAUGCCUGUAAUGAACACCGAGGACGCGGGAUUUUACAUGGGCACGGGACUCCUUCGCGACGACUUCCAAGAAUCCGUAGAGAUGUCCACGUAUUUGGUGGCGUUCGUAGUGUGCGAUUUCAAACGAGUCUCGGAAUUAACGAAAAGAAAUAUUUCCGUGAGCGUUUACGCGUCAGAGGCGAUGCUUCCACAGGCGAGAUACGCGGUGACAACAGCCGCUCGUAUAAUGGAUUACUUCGAGUCUUUUUUCGGGGUACAUUAUCCGUUGCCUAAACAAGAUCUAAUAGCUAUCCCCGAUUUUGCCACCGGGGCGAUGGAAAACUGGGGCCUGAUCACGUAUCGGGAGACAUCGAUACUUUACGAUCCGGAAGAGUCGUCGACCAACGUUCACGAAUGGAUCGGUACGAUCGUGGCUCACGAAUUGGCCCAUCAAUGGUUCGGUAAUCUGGUCACUAUGAAAUGGUGGAACGACUUGUGGUUGAACGAGGGGGCGGCCAGUUUCUUCGAGUACAAGGGGGUGAAUCACAUUUCACCCGAGUGGAGCAUGAUGGACAAGUUUAUAUUAGAGAAAACGCAAUCGGCUCUAGAUCUCGACGCGUUGGCCACCAGUCAUCCUAUAAGCGUCCAGGUCAAAGAUCCGAACGAGAUCGAAGCGAUAUUCGACGAUAUCAGUUACAGUAAGGGUGCUUCCAUUCUAAACAUGCUUGAAGGCUUUUUAUGCGAAGACGUUCUCAAAAGCGGAUUGAACGAUUAUCUGAAUUCGCACGCGUAUGGAAAUGCAGAUACGAACGAUCUUUGGGCGGCCUUUACCAAACAUGCCAAUAAUACUUUUGACGUGAAAGCUAUUAUGGACACGUGGACGCAGCAAAUGGGUUUUCCUCUGAUCACGAUUACGCGUAACGGGAAUACAAUCACGGCUACUCAGAAGAGAUUUUUAAUUUCGCCGAAAGAGAACGAUACGGAAUCGCAACGAACGAAAUCGUCGUUUGACUACAAAUGGUAUAUCCCGUUGAGCUACUACACGGACAAAGAACCGCGCAAACUUCACAACGUGUGGAUGAAUUUAACCGACGCGACGUUCGAGAUACCUAGCGACGUGGAAUAUAUAAAAUGUAACGUGAAUCAAAGUGGAUUUUAUCGCGUGACUUAUCCGGAAGAGAUGUGGGCGUCGAUCAUCGCUACCUUGUUGAACGAUCACACCAAGUUUAGUCCAGCGGACCGUGCUAAUCUCAUCGACGAUGCGUUCACGUUGUGCGAGGCGGGCGAGUUGAACGCCACCGUUCCCCUUCGAUUGUCCCUUUAUCUUUUGAACGAAAGGGAUUACGCGCCGUGGACCACGGCGCUCAGAUAUCUACAUUCUUGGAAAGAAAGAUUGAGCGAAAGUCCUGGAUACAAAAGAUAUAUCUUAUUUUUUAAAAAACUGUUGACUCCGGUUACGAAAUACGUGGGUUGGUCCGACGAGGGGUCCCAUUUGAAGAAAUUAUUGAGGAUCGCCGUACUUCAAUCGGCUGUGUCCAUAAAAUUGGAAGAUGUGGUAAAGCCAGCCAAAUCCCUUUUCGAAGAUUGGAUGUUGAAAGGUAAACGGAUCGCGCCCAAUAUACGGAAUGUAGUGUACAUCGCAGGAAUCAAGUUUGGCGGUGAAAAGGAGUGGAAUCAUUGUUGGGAAAAUUAUCAAGAGACUCAAGUAUCGAGCGAGAAAUUGAUAAUGUUGGAAGCGUUGGGAGCGAGCACAGAUUCUUGGUUGUUGCAACGUUAUCUUUUACGGUCGUUAGAUCGUGACAUGGUGAAGUCGCAAGACAUGGAAACGGUUAUAAUUUCCGUCGCCACCAAUUCCGACGGUCAAUUUCUCGCGUGGCGUCACCUUAAAGCGUAUUGGCCUCAGAUACACGUUUUACUUGGCAAUGGAUCGUUGAGCGGACUUAUAUCUGUCGUGGUUUCCAACUUUUUCACGGAAUACGACUACCACGAGGUUUCGGAAUUCUUUAAAAAGGUGGACGUCGGAAGCGGUGAACGUGCAUUGGAGCAAAGUCUAGAAACGAUCAAGUUCAAUAUUCAUUGGGUAAAAGAGAAUGCGGAUAUCGUUGAUCGAUGGCUGGUGAAUUAUUUGAACGUUGAGACGAGUUAACCCUUUGUUUACCGGGAAUGGGACAAGAACGAUGCGAGAUCAUCAUCCGUACGUUUCGUAACGAUAUUUGCGUUUCUCGCGAUACGUAUCGACGCGCGAUACCUUGGCGUGAUACGAUAUCUGCGGAAAAGCAAGAUAUGUUCGGCGAGAUAAUCGCCAAAUCGUUUAUUUAUUUCAGUUAGUUAGUUUAUAUUACACGCAUAUAAUUCGCAGAUCAAGAAAAUGUCACCCAUUUCCGUCAUACGCGUCGAAAGAUUAUUUUCGUCGGUUAAAGAUCGAAAUACCAAAGUUUAAUACCCUUAUGGAAAACAAUCUUUCGACGAAUCGAAACGAAGCCGAAUUGUUUACCUAUAGCGUGUGAAACGCAUUAUACACCGAUUUAUACGCACUUUCGAAAGUACUUUAUUUACUAUACACGCGGCGCGUGAAGAUUGGAUUUAUUAUUAUAGGUAUACGUAUAAAAGAAAAAGAUUAUUAUAGAAAAAGGGGCAACGUUGUUCCUAGGGUAGUCGGUAACCCAACGUUUUCCGGGAAGAAAGGGGCUAACGACCUACGCCUAUUAACGUUGAUACUUUGCUAGUCUCCCAAGAUACAUACUUACUUGUACUUUACGAGAAGCGACUCGAAUCAUCUCCAAGUGAUACCUAACCCCCUCUCUCUCUCUCUCUCUCUCUCUCUUUUUUCCCUCUUCCCGAUCCAUCCAUCCAGUGCAGCGAUUCAACGACAUACGAAUGGUAACGAAAUUUCAGAAGAGAAAUGCUAUUUACGUAUUUUAUCGAAUCAAUCGUGUGCUCUGUGUUAAAAGAGUAGCCGUAAUACUAUCGGUAAUAUGGAAUAAUAUUUUGGCCUGUGCUAGUGUAUGUAUGUAUGUAUGUACGUAUGUAUGUAUGUAUGUAUGUAAGAUUUUUAUUCGAUUAACAUUUAUCGCGUAGUACGUUUAAUUACGGAUAAAAUUCCGAAUUGAGGGCAAUUUACGUUCUGUCCAAAGUCCGAGGUAUCUAUUUAAACGAUAUUGCUCGAUUCACGAUAUGGACAUUUUUAAAAUUUCCAGACGAAACAAAUUAAAGUCGAAGAUCGUCUCGAGUCGAAUCGAGAGAAGGCGUCCGACACGCGAUUACUUAAAUUGUUGUAAAAAAUGAAGACUUCGCGUCUUCGAAUGAUCUUAUCGAUUAUGAAACAAAUAUCCGUUGAUUAUUAUUCGUCUAAACAGCGUAUGUAAGUAAGAUAACGUGCCAUUCGUUAGACAUUUGAGAUUUUGUUUGUCCGAAUAAAUUUAGAGAUCGUCUCGAUUCGGGCUUCGUCCGUAAUGUAGCGUACAAGUUACAAAGUUACCAAAGUUACCAAAUUAUAUUUAUUACGCGAUUAUUAUUUUACCGAUAUAAACAUUUUUUGUAGCGAUAAAUGUCAAUUGUACAGUUACGAAAAAUCAACGUUUUACAUUAUACGUAAUAUGAUGGACGACGAUCGUUGAAGAAUCUCCUAGUUUGGAGGAAUCUUGGCUUACCCCUCGCGUCGAAAUAGCGUGACGUAUGUUGUAAAUAAAAGAUCAAGGCGGACGACGUUAAAUUUCAUUUAGGUAAAUGAAACAAAAGAUUGUGGAAACAAUCGGUUAAAUAUAAGUAGCAUAUCAACGUUGAAGAAGAUUUAUAAUCGGCCAAAUCUUUGUCAAGCGGAAAUUCUAGUUUCGUGAAAACGGUAAAUCGACAAAGAAGAUUUAUUUGGCCCCUAAAUAGAAGAACGUAUUAUGAGAGAAUAAUAUGAGAGAAUUAAAUCCUUCGAUAAUUGCGAAAAAAUAGAUGUACCAUGUGUCGUGUAUUUGUAUUGUAAGAAAACGGAACGUUGAAUGCGCGGAAUUAUAUAUAUCUCGCGUGGAGCUGAUCAUUCUCCGUAUGAAGUAGCAUAAUAGAGAAUCGGAUAUUUUAUUAUGAAAAAGUGUAUAAAUUUAUGUAUGUAAUCUUGUGAUGCUUUGUAUGGUAUGUACAUAUUAGCGUAUAAGGGAAUUGUGUGCUCUGUGUGAUCGAGUGUAUCGAAAAAGGUAUUUAGAUGCAUAAAAAAUACGUUGAAUGCCAAAAAUUUCUGCUGGCCUUUAUAAAGAAAAGAGAGAAAAAAAAAAAAGAAAGAGAAAGAAAGAAAGAAAGAAAGAAAAAAUAUUCGUGCGAUUUUGGCAUUGGAUUCUUUAAUCUUGAAAUGCUAACAACGAUCUUGAAUUUGCAUCGAUCUAUCGUUAGAUAUAUCUCCUACGUUCUUCUAAUUGUUAUCUAUCGACAAUAAACGUUAAAUACGAAACGAUGUAAGCAGGGAAAUGUUGGGAGGGGAAAAGGGAUUCCGUUUUAUUCCGUUUCAUUUCUAAUAGAAUUAACGAAUUAUUUAGCAUUUCGAGGUUAAGUCUAAAGCGAAAAAUCUAAAUAAUUAAUUGUACAACGUUAAAUGUAGCGGGAAUAUUUGGACUUACGAUGAGGUGUCGUAUGUAUGAUAUGUAUAGUACGAGUACAAGUAGAUUACACGCGAAACAAAUUAUUAGCUCGAUCGAAAAGGAGAGAAAAAAAAAGAAAGAAAGAAAGAAAGAAAGAACGAAAGAGAGAACUCGAGACACCUUGUAUACGUUUGAAUUUUAUUGGAGAGAAACUAUUUUCUAUGCGUCUCUUACCUUCCACUGUCCGUAUCCAGUGGUCGAUCGAAUAUCGAAUCGUGCGUGUUCUCAUCACUCUCGUUAAACAAUCAAGCACUCGUUAUCGAAAAGAGAAAAAUUCACGUUAUAAUUAGUUGUUUCACGCUAGAGCACAUAAUGAUAGAACACGAUUGAUCUCUACCCGUAAAAUGUAUCGAAAAAACUGCCGACGAUGCUUGCAAUUCCCCGCGAACAAAAAAUACCAUUUUUUUCGAGGUUUAUGCCAUUUUUUUACAUAUUUUCGAUCAGAGUACAACUUACUUCGAAUCCCGACGAGUAACGAUAUUUCUUGUGUAAGUAAUAUCGUCGAUUUUUAUCGGAUUAGGAUUCUCCGGCCGGAAUUAUUAUACGCGCAUGUUUACAUUUAGAAGAAGAAGAGAAGAAGAAGAAGAAGAAGAAGAAUAAGAAAAAGAAGAAAAAAAGAUCGAUGAAAAAUAACGGCUGCAUAAAUCGUUGAUCCCUUUAAGUAGAUUUUGAUACACUCCAACGGCGAAUUAAUGAAUCGACGCACAACUAGAUACCUUACAUGUAAAUAGCAUAUUUUUUCACUAACGGAUAUUCUCUCUUGUUAAAGAUUUAACGAACGAAAUCGCCCCCAUUGAUAUUUGCGAAAGCGUUCGGUUCGCCGGUUCGCCAGUUUCGAAGAUUACGAAGGGAGCACGAACCGAUUGGCCUACUUUACAACAUUCGUAUUAUAGCCGAAAGUAUAUCGUUUAAGAAGAAGUAUUAUGCAGUUUUAUCGACGCUUUCGUUCAACGACGAAAAUCGCACAGAUCGUCAUGUUCCUUUACAAACAGAUUUACGAUUAAUCGUAAGUGUCACACGUCAUGAAAGUCAUGCACGAUUAUUAUGUUUUAACAAUUAUUUUCUUUUAACGUUAUUACAAAGGUCUAACAGUAUUAGAAGAAACCCGUUCUUUAUUGUGGUAUUAAACGCAAAAUUAUAUCGAAUAUACGAUCGAAGUAACAACAUAUAUGUAUGUGUACAUAUACACGCAUAUAUAUAUAUAUUGUUAUGAAACGAUUUAAAUGAAAUCAAAUCAAAUCCACUAGACGCGGAGAAAAACCGAUGCAAAAGUUCUACCGAAAGACUGGACAUCAGAGUAAUCAACAAGAGUACAUACUUAUAUGUAUUUUAUGCAAUCAUGACUCGAUAAUGUUAUGUCUUAAGAGAACGAGGCUGUCUUGCAUCUCAUAUUUAUGAAUGAAUUAUUGAUAUAACUAUAUAUUGUAUACCGUUCUCUACUAUACUGUUGUCAUAGAUAUUUUGUUGUAUAAAAGAAUGCGAGAUAUGUACAAGCAUAC
Messenger RNA from Apis laboriosa (Himalayan honeybee), 8210 nucleotides. Its product is annotated as endoplasmic reticulum aminopeptidase 1-like. Lineage: Eukaryota; Metazoa; Arthropoda; Insecta; Hymenoptera; Apidae. Gene Ontology annotation, cellular component: cytoplasm. Bases 1230 to 4238 code for a protein of 1002 amino acids. Gene Ontology annotation, molecular function: peptide binding; zinc ion binding; metalloaminopeptidase activity. The record is from RefSeq and is a predicted model, not a curated record. Gene Ontology annotation, biological process: peptide catabolic process; proteolysis. The transcript is spliced from 15 exons.